UUUACAAAACAUUUUGACGGUUAAGCAAGUGUUUGGUCGGCGUUUGGCGGCGGAAACUAGAAUCGUUGCUGCUACUCAAGUCAUCGGGAAAAUGAAGAGCAAUAAGUAUUCUUGCAACACAAGAGCCGAAACCCUAGAAUGGAUCAUCGCCAUUAUCGAUUUCCUUAAACCUUUUUCUUUCCUAAUCAAUGCUCAUGUUGUCAAUUUCUUCAAGGAUAAGCAAUGGGAAGCUGUUGAUGAGGUAUGGAUGAGUUGCUUAAAGGAUGAGAAGCCGGAAAAUAUUCUUCUUAUUCCCUCCGGGGUUGUCCAGGAUCACUGGCCUGCUUCACUCAAGGAAUUUGUUCACACGUUGAGGUCUCUAUCAUUUCCUAGAGAGCAAGCGGAUUUACAUGCGAUACUCGCAGAUGUGGAUUUGGUACCGCUUAGCACCGUUCUUUCACAGGGCAUGAAUCUUAAGAAAAAACAUGAGGUUGAAGUUCUUUCCUCUGUUGUUAGCUCAGUUGUUAAGAGUGUUGGAGCUCCUACUGUCGUUGAUGUCGGUGCUGGACAGGGUUAUCUAGCGCAGGUUCUUUCUUUCCAAUAUAAGCACUCAGUGGUUGCAAUUGAUUCUUCCUCUCAUCAUGGAACGGUAACAGAUGCACGUGCAGCACGUAUCAGAAAGCAUUUUGCAGCACAGAUGCGUAAAUCUGGUUCAGGAAACAAGUGCCCAGAUGUUCCAAUGACGAUUACAUGCCGUGUAUUAUCCUCAGAGAUGUUGAAAGCCUUGACCAAUGUUCCUCUGGAGAAAAGUGACACGGAUUUUAAUGGAAGUGCAUUGAAUGAAGGUCAAAGCAGAUCACAAUCAGCAAGUGAUGCAAACAGAUUGUGUUCACUUGUUCUUGCUGGCCUUCAUGCAUGUGGGGAUCUAUCUGUUACAAUGCUAAGGACUUUUAUGGAGUGCGAAGAAGUUAAAGCAGUAGUGAGCGUUGGCUGCUGUUACAACUUAUUGUCUGAAAAAAGUAGUGACGAUUCUUGUUCCAAAUGUGGCUAUCCGAUGAGCGCUGGUCUCAAAUCCUUGGGAUUUUCUCUUGGCAAAAAUGCCCGGGAUUUAGCUUGUCAGAGUGCUGAGAGAUGGAGCGGCUUAGGAGAAGAUGCUGGUCUGCAGAAUUUCCAGUUGCAUUCUUUUCGUGCUGCUUUCCAAAUGGUUCUGUCAAAACACUAUCCAGAGGUUUUGGUGACAAGUCCAUCCAUUGGGCGCCAAGGGAAGGCAUUCCGUCGUCAACAGCAACGAAAAUCCCUUGAAACUCCAGCAGCAGUAGAUACAACUAGGAAAGACACUGAUGACAAGAAACCCAUGAGGCAGACAAGCUCGAAUUCCGAUAUGUGUUCUUCUUUCGAGAAGUUUUGCCUGUCAGCAUUUUCCCGCUUGAAUCUAGAACAUCCUCUAGAUCUCGACCUGAAUGCCACAUGGAAGGAAGCUGAUGCAUUUACUGAACUGAUAGGGCCUUACUGGUCUAUUCGAGCUGCAUUAGGAGCGGUGCUUGAGACAUUGAUCUUGCUUGAUAGACUUAUGUUUCUCCAAGAACAAGGAGACUCCAUAAAAGUGGUUAUGCUUCCCAUCUUUGAUCCUACCAUCUCACCUAGGAAUGUCGCCAUUAUUGCUAAAAGACUUUAACCCUAAAGCUUAAAACCUCUAUUUUGAUCCUUUUAAAAACUUUGGUAAUGUGUGAAAUGCAAUCUGUUGGAGUUGACUUUGAAGUUGUAUGCAUAUUGGUUUCAUUUAUCAAACUACAUUGAGCAGUGAAGAGAACUCAUCCAGAGAGUGGUUAAGAUUAAGCUCUCUGCUUUUACCG
This is a messenger RNA of Arabidopsis lyrata subsp. lyrata, 1832 nucleotides long. Its product is annotated as methyltransferase-like protein 25. NCBI's taxonomy places the organism in Eukaryota, Viridiplantae, Streptophyta, Magnoliopsida, Brassicales, Brassicaceae. The record is from RefSeq and is a predicted model, not a curated record. The transcript has 12 exons. The coding region runs from base 92 to 1654 and encodes 520 amino acids.